Hyaloperonospora brassicae is the source of this 642-nucleotide messenger RNA. Lineage: Eukaryota; Oomycota; Peronosporomycetes; Peronosporales; Peronosporaceae. The record is from the annotation of a GenBank genome assembly.
AUGUACGGCUUCGGCUUCAAGAGCAGUGGCGUGCGCCAGAUGUGUGAAGAGUUGAAUAGACUUCAUACGCGCAUCUUGAAAGCCGCGAAAGCGAGCUCUGAUCUCACAAUGGGCGCGUUGGGGCGCAAGUACAAUGAGCUGAAAUGUGACGUUGACCAUCGACCCGAGGUGGCAUUUUGUCAGGCAAUAAGUGCGCUCGUCACGUGUUUCCAGCAAAUCAUGUUUUUGUGCUCUGUGGAGAGCUUGCUGUCGAUAUACGGCAACGAGCUAGGAAUGCUGGGUGAUACUGAGACAGCUGUCAAAGAGCUGGGUCGAGUGCUCAUUGAACUGCGGUCUAUGAAAUCCCCGCGCGCGACGGCGUUCCGUGUCUCCAUUACUUCGGAACCAUCAGGCAUCGUGGUCGAGCUUCCGAUCAUUACACGUCGUGCGAGUGAAUACCUGAGCAUAGCAUGCAUCCAGUUCCAGGCCAGGACGCAGUAUCAGGGGCCAUUUUUUUUUGCCUCUUUUGACUCCAGAGGAGAGGAUGCGCGCAAAGUUUUGUUUCAGAAGCCUAUUCGGGUCGUGCCGGUGUUCUUCUUGCAGGGAAUGAAUGAAAUGCAAACGGUGGCAAACACGGUUGGCUCCGUUGCAGAAAGAGAUUAA